Molecule: messenger RNA, 4021 nt
Organism: Spizellomyces punctatus DAOM BR117
Lineage: Eukaryota; Fungi; Chytridiomycota; Chytridiomycetes; Spizellomycetales; Spizellomycetaceae
Exons: 7
Coding region: 503-3847 (1114 amino acids)
Biological process (GO): protein polyubiquitination
Molecular function (GO): ubiquitin protein ligase activity
Source: RefSeq, a predicted model, not a curated record
ACAGCUUGUGUGUGUGUGGUUUUUUUUAUAAAGAAAAUAUGGACGAUGAAGAUAUUGGACUGUAAAAAAAACGAGUUGCGUUUAGGUUAGAUGCAUUCUGUUUAAAAAGGUCAUGAACGGGAAUGUAAACAUGAGCGGGUGAUAUCGGCGGAAUAUCGAAUACAAGAUGAUGGUGACUGUUAAAACUAUCGUUUGCAAGAAACAAGUCUAUGCAACUGUUGAUCCCUCCGAUAUCCCUCAGCGAUUGAAAGUUCUUUGGGCUUUUUCAAUGAAACAACGAGUUUUAUUUAUAGUGACAGUUGCAGGUGGCUGUGCAGAUAGCGAAUCUUUCAUUCGCAACCAGCAUGCAGAUUAGCAAAACACUCCCAUCAUGACGCAUAGCUAGAUAGAUACAAACGUCACUCAUUCACGCACACGACAACACACAAAGACAAAAAGUUGCCGACUGUCCUGAUUAGUUCCAGGGAAACGUGCAGGCGAAUUCGCACACUGCAGGUCGCCAAUGUCAUUGCACCCCAAGCACCUCAAUGGUUCUCCAAGACGAACAGAGAACACAUUGCUGGAAACCUCUGAAUCGCAUUAUUCAGUCCCGCUCACAGCGGCCUAUCUACUAGAGGCGGCUGCAGCCAACGACAGUGACUCGAUUUCCACCAGCGCAUACCAGCAGAAAAAAACGGAUGGUAGUCCCGCAAGUGGUGGUUUGCCCCGCUCCGCGUCGUUCAAAGCAGCUCUGAAUGACCCACAGCUAUCAAAGUCGCUUCAGGAUGCGACUCCAAAGCGCUCAUAUGAUGACCCUCACAGCCCUUCCAGUAACUCAAAGGCGAGAUUUGAAAGAUCGGUUAGACGCUAUUAUUACCAGCUCAGCGUCGGGUGUGGUGAUACAUCAUGCGCUCAUAAACUGUGUGCUUCCUGUAAACUGGGACCGCGGUUAACGCCCGAUGCCUCCGCCAUCAUGGCAGUGCAGCUCGCCUCACGCCCGCGCCUUUUCUUUUGCCCCCGUAUCCCGACAGAUCCGCCAGCGCCCCGUGGACCUCCAUUCUCAUCGCCAUCAUCGACACCACGUAGUUCUCCCUUGUCCAGUCCGCGACCAUCUCGGAAAGGAUCACCAUAUCCCGAUCAUACAACAGGCGAUCCGCGAUCCAGUAUGGAUGAGGAUGAACCAUCCUCGGAUCAGCUCGACGGGGAAUCUUCUCCGUCAAGUACCCUACCAUCGCGACCUUUCUUAUCGUCAUUACUUGCAUCUUCCCCCUUCGCAUCUUUAUUUAAUCCCUCCGGCGUGGAAUUAGGCUCAUCAACCUUUAAACGAUCGCAUUCUACAAGUGAACUAGAUGAUGUACAUCACGAUGACAACAUAUCGCAACCAGCUUUUGAUUCUUCACCAACCGAUGCUAUCAAGGAACAGAAUGUCCUUCGACGAGGCUUAUUCACCUUUGACGAUGGCAGCGUUUUGGGUCUGAGACUGUUGAGCAAACUUACCACCGACCACGCAACAUUGGAUAAGUCAAGCAUACGUAGUAGAUCUUCAACAGACCUUCCAAGCUUGGGUUCCAUCUCAGACCGGUUCUCAGAACCACACUGUUCGUCCACAUCGGGCCAAUGCACCCCAGUAGCAUCGAUAUCUCGCUCAAACUCUAGCGGGUCUCUGCCAGAAACCGACACAUCAACUCCAAUAAAGCCACGCACUGGCUCCCCACUCAGAUAUGUCACUAGGGCUCAUGAUCUUGUCUUUAGUCCGGCGAUUCCGGUCACCGCUCAUGGCCAUGAACAAGAUGCGUCAAGUGGGGACGAGGAGCCGCAACUAAGUCUACAGUAUCUGACUCUGCCAUUGCUUAAAUCCGCCGUCGCUACCUAUCGAUCUACCGCGGUUGAGCCGAAAUUGCAUGAGAAUGGCUCGGGUGGAGAUGAUAGACUCCUGGGAGAUCCACGAUUUCUUGUCAAUACGCUCCGAACAGUCUUUUCUGAUAGUGAUGCUCUAAAUCGAAGUUUUCUGGCGGAAACUGAGACAAGGCAUCCUUCGGGUCUUGAUAUAUCUGCUGUGCGAGAGGCCUACGAGCUAAUUCUCGAUGUGCAACCCCGCAAGACAUUUCUUAUCCCCUUUGUAAACGCGCUCGAGAUCCUGCUGGCGAGAUUACAACUCAACCUGCAUCGUCUGCAGGCUGGGGAACCGCAGAGGUUGAGGCAAAUCUUGAUUUUGCUCGAAAUUCCUCUGCUUUCAGAUAGAUCUUACCAUGAUUCUUUGCUCAAGAAGCUUUGCCUCAUCCUCGGAGCUUUGCGAGCAAAGAGUCGAUCCGUUUUGAUAAAUUGGUAUUCAAGAUAUGACCGAGAAGGAUUCGAAAAGGUCCUUAAAGUGUUUCAUCGAUAUCUAGAAGAUCAUUUCCAUCCUUCCCCACAGCCGGAUGAAGCACUAGUAGCAGCUGUGCGAACUCUCAGCAUGCUAUACCUUGCGAAUGAGAAUGCAAAGAAUGGGCACAUUGUCCCUGUUUCUGCGUUUUACAGCGAAUCCCUCAACCGUAAGCUUAACUUCAAGGACGAGUAUAAAACAUGGAAGCGGACACUUGAAAAUCCGUCGCAGGUCACGCAGUUUUCGUAUUUCAAUUAUCCAUUUCUUUUUGAUCCUACUGCAAAGACCCGGAUCAUGCAUAUCGAUGCAAUGGUUCAAAUGUCGUUGGAAUUCGAGGACGCCUUUGUCCAUCAAGCGCUGGUGGUCCAUGCGCAGAGAUUUUUGCAAGAUUCGCCAUCUGUUGUGCAACUGGAGCACAAUUUAAAGCAGGCAACAAAUCCGUUCCUUGUAUUGGAAAUAAGGAGACAGCAUCUAGUACAAGAUGCCUUAGACCAGAUACGCAAGAAGGGGGCCGACCUAAAAAAGCCACUCAAGGUGCGGUUUAUUGGGGGCGGGGAAGAAGGAAUGGACCAGGGCGGCGUUCAGAAAGAGUUCUUUCAAGUUAUUGUGAGCAUGCUCCUCGACCCCGCAUACGGCAUGUUCCUAUAUGACCAAGAAACUCGUUACUGCUGGAUAAACGGGGCGUCCUUGGAAUCCGAGAAGGAGUUUGAGCUUGUGGGGACGAUUGUUGGACUGGCACUUUAUAAUGGGGUGAUUUUGGAUGUCAACUUCCCCAAAGUCUUGUACAAGAAGCUUUUGGAUGAGGCGCCAACACUGGAGGACGUCAAGGAUGCGUGGCCGACUCUAGGAAGGGGCCUUCAGCAGCUUUUGGAGUGGUCUGACGGCGACGUUGGAGAUGUCUUCUUGCGGACCUUUGAAAUCUCUUAUGAUAUAUAUGGACAGGUCAAGCAUUUUCCGCUUGUAGAAGGAGGGGAAGAUAUUUUGGUGACCAACGAUAAUCGGAAGGAAUACGUGGAUUUGUACAUUCAUCAUUACGUGGUGGAGAGUGUGCGGCGUCAGUUUUCUGCUUUCCGAAGAGGCUUUCACAAAGUGUGCGGUGGAAAUGCACUAAAGAUGUGCCGUGCGUCGGAAUUGGAGCUCAUGAUUUGUGGCACAUCCACGACUGAUCUCGAUUUUACGGAACUGGAGCAAGGUGCCCAGUACGACGAUGGAUACGGACCCGAUCAUGAAGUCAUUCAAUGGUUCUGGGAGAUUGUACACUCUGAUAUGGAACUGGAGCAAAAGAAGAAACUAUUAAAUUUCGUGACGGCGAGUGAUAGGGUUCCUUUAAAGGGUCUUGGUGGAUUGACGUUUGUCAUCCAGCGGAACGGACCUGAUACUGACAGACUUCCCACUGCACUCACUUGUUUUGGAAGACUCCUUCUUCCCGAAUACAGUGAUAAGGAUAAACUAAGAGAUCGGUUGGUGACGGCUAUUGAGAAUGCAAAAGGGUUUGGUCUUGUCUAGAAUAGUCUAGGAUAUCUGCAUAGGUUGUGCCCAUCAUACGUAGCAUAUUUAAUUUUCUAAUACGGCAUCUGAUACAGAAGGAGAAGGCUUAUAAAGGUUGUAAAGGUGGGCCAUGGGCUCUAAUAAAGAUCUUGAGGAACGUAAUACCGCAUGUGUAUUACUUUUAAAUAUUGA